AUGGCAGCAAAGGCAAAGGCCAGGACUCUCAUUGUUCGUCUAAUUUCAACGGCGCAAACUGGUUUCUUCUACACCACCCAACGCCUGCGGCAGGGCCCAAAACUUUCAGCGGUCAAGUAUGACCCAGUGGUGAAACGGAGGGUGUUAUUCGUGGAGAGCAAAAAGACCAAGAAGUAA
Messenger RNA from Coprinopsis cinerea okayama7#130, 177 nucleotides. Its product is annotated as mitochondrial 54S ribosomal protein YmL39. The transcript is spliced from 3 exons. Bases 1 to 177 code for a protein of 58 amino acids. Lineage: Eukaryota; Fungi; Basidiomycota; Agaricomycetes; Agaricales; Psathyrellaceae. Gene Ontology annotation, biological process: translation. The record is from RefSeq and is a predicted model, not a curated record. Gene Ontology annotation, molecular function: structural constituent of ribosome. Gene Ontology annotation, cellular component: ribosome; mitochondrion.